Lymnaea stagnalis (great pond snail) is the source of this 4673-nucleotide messenger RNA. NCBI's taxonomy places the organism in Eukaryota, Metazoa, Mollusca, Gastropoda, Lymnaeidae. The record is from the annotation of a GenBank genome assembly.
AGGAAGAAGUGAUUGGCCAGUUGAGAAAGAAUACAGUGCCAAGGACUGGGGAGAAUCUGACACAAGUAAGGGGGCCCGGGAUAUGGAUCUCCGAAACCGAGAUGUAGACAGAAGUCUAAGAGGUCAAGGUCAUGAUUCAUCAUCUCAAAGUUUUGGAGGUCGGCCAGGAGGUUACAGACUGCUAGAAGAGACAGAUGAGGACAUGCGACUUGAAAGUCUGGGUCGUGGGGACAUCAAGGGGGACCUAGAUUACAGUUACAACAGAUCCAAGGACAGAAUAACAAGUGAUCAGGAGGAAAUGUACAUCGGCCGGCGUAGUUCUCGAUACAUGGAUGAGGACAGACGAGGUGAGCUUUCUUCAGAUUUAGAAUCAACCUAUAAAAGCAGGAGUGAUGAUUUACCCAUGACUAGAUCUGAAGACCGUCAACGCUACAGCAAACUUGAUGAACCUUACGGCAGCAGAGGAGGUGACUUGUAUGGCAGCAGAAGAGAGGAUUCCUACAGUAGCAGAAAUUUGGAAUACUCGCGGACUGGUGGUGAUGAUGAUGUCAGAGGUGGUCGAGGCGGUGACCUACUAUCUGACAGAUUUGCUGAUUCUGGUUUGACAGCCAGGGAUAUCUAUUCUCGAGAUGCUUACGGGAGAGAUGAGAAAGAUUUGUUCAGAGGAGAGAGGUUAGUUAUGUCAAAUUGUCUGUUAUAAUGAAAGAGUAUGUUGAGAUUUACGUAUAUUUAACAUAGGGUAAAGGAUAUUGGAAAUGAAGGCUUAACAUCAUGGUAUUGAAAAUAGCAUUCAAAGUGAGAAUCUGACAGGCUAUGUCAUUACACUGCCUCAGUCUAAAUCUGACAGGCUAUGUCAUUACACUGCCUCAGUCUAAAACUGACAGGCUAUGUCAUUACACUGCCUCAGUCUAAAUCUGACAGGCUAUGUCAUUACACUGCCUCAGUCUAAAUCUGACAGGCUAUGUCAUUACACUGCCUCAGUCUAAAUCUGACAGGUGUCAACACAUGACCCCACCAGCUUCUCUAUCCUGUGGCCAGCUAGACUCUAAGAAUUGUGUAGUUAUUGGUUGUUCAUCUUCAAACAUUCUCAUAGCAAAAGAGAAUUAUGAAAAAUUCAAAAGUUACACUUUUGAACAUUUGACCGACAUUUGUGUCAAUGUUGCUCUUCAGACAUAUCCAUAUAUCUCAGAGCCCUUAGCCAAAGAUGAUCACAGAAUGGCUCAAGUAGUCUAAUUGUUACCAAAACUAAGACCAUCGGUGAACGCUCCUUCUACUUCCAUGGGCCCACGUUCUGGAACCAGCUCCCCUUCCAUAUCCGUCAUUGUGAAACCUCGUCCACUUUUAAAAAGUCCCUUAAAACCCAUCUGUUUAGGUCCGCCUAUGACCUGUGAUGCACCCUCCUUGCCCUGCCUCAUUUUCUGUCUCGGGUUAAUCCUGUAGUAUAGGCCAAAAUGUGCCAAACUGUCCUCGUUUUAUAGCCAUUUUAAUUGUUUGUAUAGUAUAUAGUUACUAUCCUAGUGUCUCAUUUUUAUUGUAGUUAGUUUACAUGUUUUUAAUAAUUGUAAAGCGCUUAGAGCUUUAAGGUGAGCGCUAUAUAAAAAUGCCUAAAUAAAUAAAUAAAUAUUUUCAGCCCUGCACAUUUACAUGUUCACAGAGAUCGUUUUGCCAGAGGCCAGUCUCCAGCGCCGCCGUCACCAUCAAGGGCAACCAACACGGUGACCUCAGCUGCAACGUCGGAAACUGUCAAAGUAAGACAUAUGAUGAAUUCAAUAAAAUACUUUAAGAAACCAAAUUAAAUUCCAAUAGUUGUAGUGUGUUUUAGCAUGUAAUGUUGUAUAAUAAUUUUUGUUAAACAUUUAAAUUUUUAUCUUUUUAUGGGAAUACUCAGUUUUGAAAUCUCUGAUAGCAAUAAAGCAUCUAUUUGAAAAUGAACUUGUAUAAAUAUUUGUCAUGAAGAAAAUAUAUUGUUACUCAAUUACUUGGAAAUUUAGGUUUGCAAGUGGCUGAUAUCUGAGAUUUUAAAAAAAAUUAAAGUUAUCACUAUAUACUACAAUAUAAGUAUGGUUAAUUAUUUUGUCCUAACUUUCAUCUCAGUGGUUCUAAAAUUUUUGAUAAACUAUCAAUGUUCUGUUUGACCAGAUUGAAGAUCUUCUUUGUCCACCUGUAAGAGAGAGUAGACCACCUCAAAUUGUAACCAUUAUUCGGGGCCUGCCUGGAAGUGGAAAAACUUAUGUUAGCAAACUUAUUAGGGUAGGUCAGAUAUUUCCCUGAUCAUCAUUUGUUACAGUAACAAUUAAGUAAUACACAAAAUCAUGCUACUUGUUCUCCGACAACAUGGUAAAUCUUUCUGCUAUAAAUAAAGAGCUAAGAUUGAAAAGUAAAUUCUUGACAGUGUUGUGUUUUCUGCAACAAAAAUUUUUUAUUACAUGAGGCAUCAUGAAUAAUAAGUUUGUUGCUUAUAAUUACUACAAAAAAAUAAGUAUAGAAUGAUCCAUUUAAUCCAGGGGUUCUCAACCUUUUUAAUGCCGCGACCCUUUAGUACAGUUCCUCAUGUUGUGGCGACCCCUAACCACAAAUUUAUUUUUCGCCGCUGCUUCAUAACUGUAGAGUAUAUGUGUUUUCCAAUGGCCUUAGGCGACCUCUGAGAAAGGGUCGCUACCCACAGGUUGAGAGAGGCUGAUUUAAUCAGUCAUGAUAUGUUAUUUGGAAAAUGGAAAUAUAUUCAAACCUCAUAUUUGAGAAGAAAAUCAGUAACUUUUAUGUCAUUUAUCAAAUACAUUAGAGUACGCAACACUGUUUUAGUCUCAGCAGCCUCCAUAAAUCAGCAGAAAACCGGUGCUUUACUGCAUGCAGUAUUAUUUCCCCAGGAAAAAGAAACAAGCUAUGGGGGCUCAGCUCCACGCAUGCUAUGCCUGGAUGAUUACUUCAUGGUUGAAACAGACAAGGAAGUCAUUGAUCCUGACACGGGCAAGAAGGUCAAGAAGAAGGUGCGUGACCAUCGGAGAAUAGUUUAGCUUGUCACUCAUAAAGGAUAAUCAUAAAAUGUUAUGGGAUAGAUUAGUAACAGCUUACUUAAAGAAUAACUUGAGUUGGCAUUAUUCAAGGCGCAUUGUGCAAUCUGAGGUGGGAUCAUAUUUUAUAUAUAUUUAAUCCUCUCCUACCUAAAGCAAAGGCUAAUUUGAGAAGAAAUAUGUUUUUUUUAAAUUUAUUAAUUUAUUUCUUCAGACCUGUUUACCCUCAAACUCUUAAAAUCGUACAAUAUAAUCACAAAAUCGUUCAAUACUGUAUAUUUAUAGUAAAAAAUAAACAUACAUUAUAUAUAAUGUUUACACCUCAAAAUCGUCCAUUGUACGCCAAAAUCGUAAGAGUAAACAGGUCUGUUUCUUCCAAAAAAAACUUGUUUGACUAUCUAUCCGUAGAUCUGAGGAAGCUUCAUCAUUCGCACAUACAGAGAACAAAAACUUGUAUGUGAAGAUUAUGAUUUACUGUAUGUACCUGAAUUUGUUUUGACUAACGUGUUAACCUUGUUGUUUAGGUGAUGGAGUAUGAAUAUGAGCAAGCCCUAGAGGAAGCCUACAGGCAAAGCCUUUUAAAGUCUUUUAAAAAGACUGUGGAUGAUGGAUUUUUCCCAUUCAUAAUCCUUGAUGCAACAAAUGAAAAGGUGGCACACUUCUCAGAAUUCUGGAGUUAUGCCAAAUCCAAAGGCUUCCAGGUAUAGUUUCAAAAUUAUAGUCUUUUUUGGGGGUUGGGGGGGGGGGGGUAAAGAGAAGGGAAUAAAUAGAUUUAUGUAGUUUUAAAAUAACACUUGUUUAAUCUAUUUAAAUGGAGAAAAAAAUCUAUUGUGUUAUUUCAGGUGUACGUUGGUGAAAUUAAGACAGAUAUUUCAACGUGCAUACAGCGUAACAUUCAUAACUGGACAGAGUGGGAUAUUGAAAAGGUACAUAUCUGUAGUUUAAGCAAUUUUUAUUUAUAUUUGCAGUUAAUGUUUGAUUGUGGUUACGUUUUGUUUUAAACACAUGCUGUCAAUUAUUUUAUCCAUUUUUCAAUCCUUUCUAUUAACUUCACUUCUGUUAGUGUGUUUCGUUCUAUUUGUCUGGGUGUGUGGCAAAAUCUUCAGACUGCUAACGGGCCCAUUUCCCGUCAACCUAUCAAGCUGAAACUUGGCACAUAGACUUGUUGCCAAUGACAACACAUUCCAUCAAAUGUUCAGCCCCACCCUCCAACCCCAACCCCUAAAAAAUCAGUUUUUCCUUUUUUUUCAAGAAGGGAUGAUGAAGGAAAUAGGAUGACACUGAUGUCACGAAAUAAAAUUCCAGAUAACUGCGCUAAAUGAGAUUCUUAAAAAUAUCGCAAGUGCGGGGGGGGGGGGGGGGGGGGGGGGGGGCGCGGCACUAAUUACUAAUUGAAAUUUUAAAAAGUGCAUUACUUGAAUGAAUGUUUUGUCCAAUGUUCAGCCCUACCCCUCAUUGCUCAAUACACAUUUUAUAAAGGACUUCAAGAAAAACUUUGUUUUUAGGGGUUGUAUAUAAUGAAGACUGUUAUUUUUCUAUGAGAUUUGAAUCAAUUGUUUGUCUUUUCCCCAGGUCAAGAACAACUGGGAGCCUCUACCCAGCCACUACAUCCAACUAGAUUUAAGAUGGAUACUGCAGGGGGGGGGGGGGGGGGAGAUAUGA